GCCGACGCCGCGCAGUCCAGUACAUAUCAGUCACAUCAGUCACACGCCCGGCUGACGGUUCGCUUGUCUAUCAAUCGGCGCUUACCUAGGGAUAUUUUGUCUUCGAUUCUCGCCGAAGUACGCUGUCUGCUGACCCUAGCAAUGUCUGUUCCGUCUGCUCUGAGCGUUAUGCUACUGAUAUCGAUGGUCUGUGGUCUUCUGUCGGCUGUCCAGUCUGCAUCAGUCCCACAAGACUCGAGCUGUGUCGGAGGAAGCUGUGAGGACGCACCCGUGGAUGUCACAGCAGGUGACCUGGCCGUGCUGCUCGAGUCCCUCCUCGUCAACAGCUACCCCUCUGAGCCCGCCUACCUGAGGGAUCCCCAGCUCGAGCUGCGAAACAAGAGGAUCCGGACACAUCCGGCUGGAUUCGCCAGGGCCUGGAUGAACCGGAUCCGCGCCCGGGAGCGGCGACCGUACCCAUCCAUCGGCCUCCUAUGGCGAGGCCCGCGCAACUGAGCGGCUGGAGACGGAUGCCAACUGAGUGAGAGGUCACCGGCUGACCUCGCGACCUCCGCGAGAGGCCCAGUGACGCCGGGUGACGUCACGCGCCGUCACCAGCACCCGGUGCGCUGGGCAGCUGAGAGUGGCGUGACCGGGCGGCGUGGUGUGAUUUGACCCGCUGCUCUCGGUCAAAUGCUGUGCUAGUGGUCAAUAGCGGAUCCUUCCGAGAGCCUCCACAUCUAGCUAGUUUCAAUGUUGACCAGCUUGAUGCUCGUCGUUGCUAUGGAAACGCAACACAGGAGCAGCGAGGCAUUGAGAAGAUUCGUUUGUGAAGGUGGCUUACGAAACCGCUCUUUGUCUCUUGGUCGAGUUUUGUUUUAGAGAGCAGUGACGAGCACUCUUGUUUGUUCUCAACUGUGUCUAAGGAGGCGUCGCAUUCAAAGAUAAUUUGUCUUCAAGCGAAGAAAAAUAAUGAGGGCUAGUCUGAAUGCCUACCUGAGGUUGUUGGAAAUAUACGAUGAGAUACAAUAAACAUAUUCGGGUGACUA
Amphibalanus amphitrite is the source of this 1028-nucleotide messenger RNA. RefSeq lists its product as uncharacterized. The transcript is spliced from 3 exons. The record is from RefSeq and is a predicted model, not a curated record. The coding region runs from base 142 to 495 and encodes 117 amino acids. Lineage: Eukaryota; Metazoa; Arthropoda; Thecostraca; Balanomorpha; Balanidae.